GCGUGUCCUGCGCGGCGGCGCAUGCGCGGUAGCCUCCUCCCCCCCCCCCACUCAGCCGGUAACGGCGUCCGCCGGUGUCGGUGUCGGCCAUGUCGGGCCGCGGGAAGCUGAUCGCGGUGCUGGGGGACGAGGACACGGUGACCGGGUUCCUGCUGGGCGGCGUGGGCGAGCUGGAUAAGCACCGCAAGCCCAACUUCCUGGUGGUGGAGAAGGAGACCAGCCUGGCCGAGAUCGAGGAGACCUUCCGGAGCUUCCUGAGCCGGGAGGACAUCGGGAUCAUCCUGAUCAGCCAGUGCCUGGCGGAGCUGAUCCGGCACGCCGUGGAGGCCCACUCCCGGCCCCUGCCCGCCGUCCUGGAGAUCCCCUCCAAGGAGCACCCCUACGACCCCACCAAGGACUCCGUCCUGCGCCGCGCCCGCGGCCUCUUCACCCCCGACGACCUCCGCUAGGGACCCCCCGCCCUGUGCCCCCAAAACACGCCCCACCCUGGGGGUCUACGUCACACCCCCGGCGGUCCUCAUCCCACCCCAGGGUGCUGUUGGGGAUCCCCCAUCCCACCCUGGGGGUCCUCAUCCCACCCCAGGGUGCUGUUGGGGAUCCCCUAUCCCACCCCGGGGGUCCUCAUCCCACCCCAGGGUGCUGUUGGGGAUCCCCUAUCCCACCCCGGGGGUCCUCAUCCCACCCCAGGGUGCUGUUGGGGAUCCCCCAUCCCACCCUGGGGGUCCUCACCCCCCCCCCCCAGGGUGCUGUUGGGGUGGGGGGGGUUGUCCCGGCGUUGCCCCAUGACUCCUCCAUCCCGUGACGGGCGCUGGAAGGGGAAGUGCGGCGGCUGCCGGAUUUUGCCCGCCGCUGCCGGAUUCUGCCCGCCACGGCUGGUGUGGGCAGGGGAGGAGACGUCCCCGAGGGGGUGUCGGGGUGGGGGGGGACACCCCAAGGACACGAGGUGCUUGUGUUGUCACCAUAACCGCGGCACCCCCCCCCCCCCGACCCCAGCAGCACCCCUGGGCAGGGGGCUGGUAUUUAUUGACACCCCCCCCCAGUGUGCCCAAAUGGUGUCUGUGUCCCCAAGACGUGCUGUCACUG
Molecule: messenger RNA, 1083 nt
Organism: Aquila chrysaetos chrysaetos
Lineage: Eukaryota; Metazoa; Chordata; Aves; Accipitriformes; Accipitridae
Gene: ATP6V1F
Product: ATPase H+ transporting V1 subunit F
Exons: 2
Coding region: 90-449 (119 amino acids)
Biological process (GO): proton transmembrane transport
Cellular component (GO): membrane; proton-transporting V-type ATPase, V1 domain
Molecular function (GO): proton-transporting ATPase activity, rotational mechanism
Source: RefSeq, a predicted model, not a curated record